UUACAAACUUAGAUUGUUGUGCCUAAAGCUGAUUGUCGGAUUGUAGGAAUGAUGGGGGCUACAUAGUUUUCAGGAUUCCUUUCCAUAAUAUUGUUUUUUAAGUAGCUGGGUGCCAUUGUUUGCGCAAAUGUUUCUCCGUGAAGUAUUCCAAGUACGCCUACCUGGUAUUGUCUUUCACAAUAACUCACGACAGUUACGACAUCAUCAGACCUAAUCAAAUAUUCAAUUAUAAUUAUCUACGAACAAAGUUGCGUGCUUCAUUCUAAUUCGAGAAGUCACCGAGUCGUUUCAGCUGAUCUCUGAUAAAGAGGCUGCGUCCGUGGGAAAUCCACUUCUAUUCAUUAAAAUAUUUAAAAGUACCAUACAGUGACUCAUCAUCAGUGUAAUUCGGAACGGGGCAAAACAAAACCUGUCGACCGUCAACAUCAUAGUUAUACCUACUCGUACACGGAUUAGAAAUAUAAAAACUGCGCCUGAUUCGUCUCGGCCGUCACAAUUGGUGGACAAUAGGGCGUCGCGGCGGCGGCGGUGGCGGCGGCGCGCGGGCGGCACUCCGCGACCUGCCGCCGCGCGAUGCCCGCGCCCCGUCGGCUGCUGAGCGCGCGCUGGUGGCGCGGCCGCCGCUCGCCCUCGCCCGACGAGCCGGCACCGGUCCGCGCCCGCACUGUGCCCCGCCCGCGCCGAGCCCGGGCCGCGCGCCUGCACUCCUCGCCCGCGCCGCCGCCGCCGCACGAUGACGACGACGUGGAGCUGGCGCUGUCCUCCAUGGGGCACCUGGAGUACGUGCUGGCCGGCCUCUCGCCGCCGGCCGAGAGCGCGCCCAACAUGUACGACAGCUUCGAGGAGCCGCCGCUCGACAUCACCGCGCACAUCUGCGCCGACUCGCUGCGGCAGAGCGCGCACGAGCAGAUGCGCGCCGCCGGCGGCCGCCUGCGCCUUCUGGAUGAGCUGGAGAGCGGCGCGCUGUCGCCGGACGCCUGCGCCGCCGCGCUGCAGGGCGCCACCGACCAGGAGAAGCAUGUGUGCCUGUUCUGGGCCGCCUUCCUGCAGCUGGCGCCGCUGCUGCCGCCGCUGCUGGCAGCCGGCGCCGACCCGCUGUACUAUGACACGCUGGGACUGUCCGCGCUGCACGUGGCAGCCUUCAGCGGCUCCGUGGAGUGCGCAAGCUUCCUGCUGGCGAACGGUGCAGACCCCAACUACAUGCCGCGCUGCUUCUCGCCGCUGCACUGCGCCGCGUUCGGCAACUCGGUGGCGGUGGCGCGGCUGCUGAUCGCGCGCGGCGCCAGCGUGCACGCCGCUGUGAAGUACGUGAACUGCGAGGGCGGGCUGCUGCACUGCGCCGUGCGCGCCGACUCCGCCGACUGCCUGCGCCUGUUCAUCGCGCACGGCGUGGACGUCAACCAGAUCGAGCCGGGCGGCACCAACGCGCUGCACCUGGCCGCCGACCUGGGCAUGCUGCAGUGUCUCACCAUCCUGCUGGACACGCCGGGCGCCGACCCCAACGUUCGCACGCGCGUGGGUGAUCGCGAGUCUACGGCGCUGCACCUAGCGGCUGACGGUGGCUUCGUGGAAUGUGUUGACUAUCUGCUGACGAAGGGAGCCGAUGCGAGCCUCAAAAACCACCGUGGAUUCACCGCGCUGCACCUCGCCGCGCGCUCCGCGAGCCUCGAGUGCGUCGAGUCGCUGCUAAGGAAGGGAAAAGCGGAUGCAAACGCGAUGGACUUCGAUAAGCGGACGGCCCUUCACGCGGCUGUUGGUAAGUCGGACAGCGCGUGUGACAUCAUAGAGACGCUGAUCAGCUGGGGCGCCAACGUGAACCAGAAGGACGAGUACGGGUUCACGCCGCUGCACCUGGCCGCGCUCGACGGGCUGUCUACCUGCGUCGAGACGCUCAUCUACCACGGCGCUGACGUCACCACAAGGUCGAAGAAAGGCAACUCUGCGCUCAACGUGAUAGCUCGCAAGACACCUGCCUCGCUCGCGAUGAUCACUCGGAAGCUGGACUGCGCUAUCACGCUGCACCACUCGCAGUCCAGCAACCGCGAGGUGGAGCUCGAGCUGGACUUCCGCAGCAUCCUGCAGCACUGCUACCCGCGCGAGAUCAGCUAUCUCAACACCUUCGUCGACGAGGGACAGAAGGAAGUAUUGUUGCAUCCAUUGUGCUCGGCUUUCCUUUACAUUAAGUGGGAGAAAAUUAGAAAGUACUAUGUGGCUAGGCUUUUCCUUUGUUUUAUAUUCGUGAUGGGUCUUACGUUGUAUGUGUUGACGGCGCUCGCACAUAAUUGUUACAACGGCAGUAAAGAUAUGGAGGAAACUAUUCAGGAGCAAGAGUUGUGCCAGAAACAAUCCAUUCUCGGGGAUCUGUUGCGAAAGAAUCCCUUUGUCAUAGAGAUGCAGUGGUGGGUGUUGGCCGGAAUUACGAUAUUUGAGAUAUUCAGAAAAGUGUAUGGUAUCGCCGGCUACUCGACCGUGAAGCAGUAUCUGAUGCAAUCGGAGAAUGUUAUCGAGUGGUUCGUGAUCGUAAGCGUAUUUCUGAUAUCGUACGUAUACACAAACAUCACGUACACUUGGCAGAAUCACAUCGGUGCAUUCGCGGUGCUCGCCGGAUGGACUAAUCUCAUGUUGAUGAUAGGGCAGCUGCCCGUGUUCGGGACCUACGUGGCCAUGUAUCAGAAGGUCCAGAAGGAAUUCGCAAAGCUACUCAUGGCAUAUUCGUGCAUUCUUAUCGGGUUCACGAUAAGUUUCUGCGUCAUAUUUCCAGACUCUUCUUCUUUCGCAAAUCCGUUCAUGGGCUUUAUUACCGUGUUGACAAUGAUGAUUGGGGAGCUAAAUUUAGAUUUGCUACUCAACGAGCCGGAUGGAAAUGACCCGCCCGUUUUGUUAGAGUUUUCAGCGCAGGUGACCUAUGUGCUGUUCCUAAUGUUUGUGACGGUUGUUCUAAUGAACCUCCUAGUUGGUAUUGCCGUCCACGAUAUCCAAGGCUUAAGGAAGACCGCCGGCCUCUCCAAGCUCGUGCGACAAACCAAGCUGAUAUCUUACAUGGAGCUAGCAUUAUUCAACGGUUAUCUGCCUAAAUGUUUGCUGAAGAUCCUGCAUUCCUCCGCCCUAGUGUCUCCACAGGCUUACCGAGUGGUCCUGAGCGUGAAGCCCCUGAACCCGAGCGAGAAGCGAUUACCGCGAGACAUAAUGAUGGCCGCGUACGACAUCGCUAAAAUGCGGAAGCAAUACGGCCACACAAUAUCAUCGAGCGGCUCGACCGCGGGCGCCUACUCUUGCUUCAGAAAGUACGAGAACAAUAACGAUUCUGGUUACCCAGAGUAUGGCUACUCCUCAGGGCUUGGUUCCCUACAUUCGCGACUGGAUGAUACCACGGAGAAUGUCCGUCAGAUGGCUCAGGAGAUCAGGGAGUUGAAGAAGGUGAUAAACGCGCAACAACUAGUCAUCCAACAGGCGCUCGCCGGCGCGAUGGACGCCCCUACUUGAUCACAUAAUAGCCGAGCCAUUCAGUUUCAAUGCCACGUACAAGUCAAUAAACUACACAUCUGUUGGGUUGUCACAUGCGUCCCUUUCGCGAUAAAGACAAACAAGGAAAAAUUCGUCCUGCCAGUGGAAUGUUUUCACCGAGUUGUUGUCUUUAUAUUUCUAUCAUUACAAAUACUUAAAUACCUAUCUACAGAUAAAUGUGGUAGGUAUACGAAUGAUGUAAUUAUGAAAUUUUAUCGAUGACAUUUACAUUGGCAAAUGAAUAAAAGGUAGGCUCCUUUCUAGCACCCCUCCAGCUGCACUGACGACCAUACACAGGUAGCCAAGUCAUAGUAGUGAAUUGGUAAGGAAGGUCGAUUGGAACAAAUACCUAUGUUCAGAAGUUGACUUAUGUGAUAAAGUACCUAGGUAUGUUACACAUUCCAUGAAGUGCUGAGAUACUUUAAAGUUACAGUUUCCAAGAAUAUACCUAGGUACUUAUACCUACCUAGGCAGAUGAAUUUGUUUAGUUAUGUAUACCCACAUAUAUUCUCCGGGAACAUAUUAUUAUGCGCUAAUUUAAAUAAGCUUGAUAGAGUAGACAGUCACAUAAAUUAUAUGUAAUAGUUACUUAGGUCUUAUUUUUUGUGUAAUUAAGUACCUAAUAUUUAUCGCCUCCAAAAUUCAUUUUUCUAACAACAUUAAUUUUCUACCUUAACUCAGAAAAAAUAUAAAACAAACCUUAAUACAUAAGAAGAGUGAUAUUUUCGUGUGUGUGUGUGUUGUAAAUACCUAAUUUAGAUUAUUCAUGUGUUAAUUAGUAGUAAAUAGCCAUGUAAGUAAGUAUAUAAUAUGAUAUUUUAUGUAAUAUUUAGGUAUGACGCCGGCCGUUUAAAAACUGUGAUGGUAGUUACACUUUUAUUUUUUUAUUGCAUUGUGAUAUAAUCAUAGGACAAUAAAGUUUAUUUUGAUUGUCUUUAAAA
Plutella xylostella (diamondback moth) is the source of this 4445-nucleotide messenger RNA. It is a transcript of the gene wtrw, whose product is annotated as ankyrin repeat domain 61 water witch. Lineage: Eukaryota; Metazoa; Arthropoda; Insecta; Lepidoptera; Plutellidae. Gene Ontology annotation, molecular function: protein binding; monoatomic ion channel activity. Gene Ontology annotation, biological process: monoatomic ion transmembrane transport. Gene Ontology annotation, cellular component: membrane; transmembrane transporter complex. The record is from RefSeq and is a predicted model, not a curated record.